AUGUUUUGGUUCAAUAAAGGUAUUCCUUGUGCUAGUGCUCCAUGUUUCAAUAAUGGGACUUGCUCAAAUAAUGGAUCAUCAUCAUUCUCAUGCUCAUGUCCUGGUGGGUUCCGAGGUGUCCGCUGUGAAAUCAAAGGUAUUAAUAAUUUUAUCAUAGUGAUCUGAAGACAUGCAAAAGUCAUGAUUAAAUAUAUGCCAUCUGAAAGGAAUGGAACCCGCGGCUCUGUGAUUCUGGUGGCGCGCUUUAACCAACUGUGCUACAGAGUCCAGUUACCAUGCUCUAACCACAAGCGCAUUUUGAUCACAAAUCAUGUCAAUUUAUUGAUCAAUUUAUAUUAUGUGGACGAGAUACAAGACAAAAGAAUCGUUUGCUAUGAAUAUUUCAAUGUCUACAUAUGGUUUGUAAGUACUAGUUAAGUUAUGAGCAGCUGAUCUUUAUCUGAUAUACAAACUCAAGUCGAAAGGCGAGAGUUUUUAUAUCAGAUAAAGAUCGGAUGCGAAUGUUUUAACGUGCUUAAAAAACGACACAUCUUAUGAGUUCAUUCGCGAAGUAAUUUUAAAAAUAAACAUUGCCUAAGCCGAGAAAAUCAAAGCUAAAGUUCAUGUAAAUAAAGCAGGAAAAAUCUUUAUCCGGUUUACAAACAUUGAUUAAACAUUCAUUUCUUUUGUAAUUUUGUAUGAAUUAAUUAAUAAGCACAGUUAUCAUUAAGUCUGCGUUGGGUAGAGGGCCUCACCGUUGGCAAUUUUUUAGCCAAAAAAUAUAUAUAUCGAAAGUUCUCAAAGUUUAUAUCUCAUACAAAUAUAAUCCUGACAAAACAAUAGCCCAAAUCCAAUUAAAUAUUUUCGGGGAACUGUAAAGUACUUUAUUAUAUAAACAUAAGUGUUAUAUAGAGUAGUUGGCCACUGAAAAAAAUCGAAUGUAAACGCACGUAAAAAAUGCGAUAUUUUUACAUGUGAAAAUGUCAUUCGUUGUAAAACGCAUUGCCACGGACGUUUUGUUGUUUUUCACUGAAUUUUUUUCAUAUAAUAAACAGAAAAACACAUGGGUGCUUGGAAAUACCAGAUUUUUUUCUCGUGUUGAACAUGAUAUCUCACUCGUUCGCUGCGCUCACUCGUGAGAAAACAUGUUCAACACUCGAAAUGAAUCUGGUAUUUCCGCGCACCCAUGUAUUAUUCUCUAUUAUUUUAUAGCCCAUCUGGAAGGAAUGGAAUCGGCGGCGAUUCUGGUGGCGCGCUUUUGCCAACUGUGCUACAGAGUCUAGUUGCCAUGCUCUAACCGCAAGCGCAAUAUUCAUCACAAAUUGUGUCAAUUUGUUGAUCAAUUUACAUUAUGCAUGUGAACGAGUUACAAGACAAAAGAGUCGUCUUCUGUAAAUAGUUCAAUGUUUACAUAUGGUUUUUAAGCACGUAUAUCAAGUCUGCGUAGGGUAGAGGGCCUUGCCAUUGCCAAUCCUUUUUAGCUAAAAAUAUUUCGAAAGUACUCAAGGUUUAUAUUAGCAAACAAAUAUAAUCUUGAAAAAAACCAAUAAUCCAAUUAAAUAUUUUCAGAUACACAUAAACCAAGUUCAUCCAAUCCGUCAUCAUCAGGCGGCAGCCUUGGUAUCAUUGUCGGAAUUAUGUUGGUUUUUGUUGUUGUCAUAGCAAUAGUUAUCGUGACUUGCCUCUUCUACCGAAGAAAACGAGGAAAAGGUAACUCGCCAGAUAUUGGUAACAUUCAAAAUACUGCUUAUGAAGGUGACAAACCACGAAGCAUGGAACUGCAAAAAAUACCUGAUUCUGAAAGCUGUUACGAAGAACCAGCAGUAUAUGCACAACUCGCCAAUUCUUUGAGAGUUCCCGUUGAUGAGAAUUAUCAAAGUUUAUUAAAUGUUCAGAAUUACGAGCAACCUGACAAAGAUUACGUCAAUUUAAAUGUUCAGGGGAAUCCUUCCAUGAGCAUGGAUACCAAUCCAAAACACGAGGUUCCUGGGGAAUCUGAGUACGAAAUAAUGGCUUAGUGUGAUCGAGAGAAGUCACACAUUUCAUCAAUAAUUUCAAUUCCGAAUAUAUUACUUAUUUUUAUAUAUUUAAGAAAUACUCUAACAACGACAUUUAAUCUUAGUCGGUUCACAACAUUUUUUUAUUUCCGCACUUUGUGUAUUUUUUUAGAAUAGGCUACAUUAUCAAAACGAGAUCCAUUACCAAUUGCGUUGCGCACAUGAAUACUAAUUAAACUGAUAUCAAAAUCGACGUAUAUAUAAACGUUGAAAUGUAGACUUUUACUUGCUUGUAUUUUAUGAAUUUAAUAAAAAAUUAAGACAAAAA
Paramuricea clavata is the source of this 2304-nucleotide messenger RNA. NCBI's taxonomy places the organism in Eukaryota, Metazoa, Cnidaria, Anthozoa, Malacalcyonacea, Plexauridae. The record is from the annotation of a GenBank genome assembly.